Messenger RNA from Drosophila kikkawai, 3935 nucleotides. It is a transcript of the gene Mmp2, whose product is annotated as Matrix metalloproteinase 2. The record is from RefSeq and is a predicted model, not a curated record. Gene Ontology annotation, cellular component: extracellular matrix. Gene Ontology annotation, molecular function: zinc ion binding; metalloendopeptidase activity. Lineage: Eukaryota; Metazoa; Arthropoda; Insecta; Diptera; Drosophilidae. Gene Ontology annotation, biological process: proteolysis; extracellular matrix organization; collagen catabolic process.
AGUCACAGUCGGUCGCGCGAGGCGGCUACUCGAUUUUUUACUGAAUUCUAAAUUCGAAAGCAGAAAACAAAAUAUCAAGAGGAAAUAAAUUUACAAAAAAUACAGCGGGAUUUAUGCUUACACGAAACACAGAGAAGGAGAGGCGUGAGCUGGUGUCAUUGUUGUUGUUGCUGCUGCACCGCCCACUUCUUUUGUAAGGCGAACAAAGCGCGGCAAGGAACGGGAAUCGGGAACCGCGGGAUUCGGUAUCGGGAUUGUAUUAAAAAAACGUUAACGCGAACGAACAACAAAAGCCAGUACACUCCUUUGUAAAUGCAUUGCGUGCUAAUUAAUUGUGUUUUUUUGCACAAAGCUAAUGUGUCUUUGAUAGUGCCACCACUGUCUUGGGAAAUUUAAACGCACUCCGCCCCCGUGCUCCUGUUUUCCCCCCUACCCAUUACGUAUGCGUCAUAUGUAAAAGAGGGAAAAGGGCCAAAAAGGAGAGAGAGAGCGAGUGAGAGUGAAAGAGAGCAGAGCUACCAAAAGAAGCAGUGGCCACAACAAAAACAGAAACAAGCACAAGAAUUAGCAGCACAAAACAGAGCAACGGUUCAAAAUUUCAUUCUUUUGUUGCUUCUGCAGCUGUUUAUGCUGCCGGCUAUUUGUGUGUCCGCCACUGCGCAUGUGUAUGUGUGUGCGUGAGUGUCAACCCCCGCGUGAAAAGUUCAAUUUCCCCCCCUGCCCCUGUACGACAACGAAUUAAUUAAGACGCGAAUAAAAAAAAAAAAAACGUUUAAGAAAACGAAAUAGUUAUCCACGGAUCCCAAAUGAUCGUCGAGUGAAGGAAAAGUUCUCGUGUCUUCUCUCUUUUCAACCUAAAGAAAAAACAAGAGAAGAAGAAAAAGCCAAGAAAAAAAGAAAGAAAAUGUGUUCCACAUGUGUCGCCGGCCUGUGUCGGCUAGGCGUCCUGCUCGCACUAGUGUCGCUGGUCACCUGCAUCCUGGAUCUGCCGCCCCUUCCAGAGGAGCAUCAUUACUACCACCAGAAGAGGCCCGUUGACCUGCCGUCGACAGUCGAGCAGCUGGACAUGCGGACGCACAAGUCCUCCGGCAAAGCCAAGAGCGCCGUCUCCGAGGAUACAAUGUUCAAUUACCUCAUGCAGUUUGAUUAUCUGCCCAAGUCCGACCUGGAAACGGGUGCCCUGCGCACCGAGGAGCAGCUGAUAGAUGCAAUCCGUAGUCUCCAGUCUUUUGGCAACAUUCCAGUUACCGGCAAAAUCGACUCGGCAACGGCCCGGCUAAUACAGCAACCGCGCUGCGGUGUGGGCGACAAGAAGUACGCGUAUAAUUUCUCACCGGAUAAUCUAGAUCACGACGUGGUCUAUACCAGGGUGCGGCGUUACGUUCUCCAGGGACCCAAGUGGAGCAAAACGGAUCUAACAUGGAGCCUGGUCAACCAGACGAUGCCGGAUGCCUCCAAGGUCCGUAUGAUGGUGCAAAGGGCCCUCAAUGUUUGGGAAAGCAACUCGAAGCUCACGUUCCGCGAGGUGUACAGCGACCAGGCGGAUAUCCAGAUUCUGUUUGCAAGGCUCCAGCACGGCGAUGGCUAUAAAUUCGAUGGACCCGGCCAGGUGCUGGCCCACGCCUUCUAUCCCGGCGACGGGCGCGGCGGCGAUGCCCACUUCGAUGCGGACGAGACCUGGAACUACAAUCCGGACGAAAGCCGCGGAACCAAUUUUCUGAACGUGGCUUUGCACGAACUGGGUCACUCGCUGGGACUAGGCCACUCCUCGGACUCGAAUGCGGUCAUGUUCCCAUGGUACCAGAGCAACGAGGUGGACAACAAGCUGCCCGAUGACGAUCGCAACGGCAUCCAGGAGCUUUACGGCUCCAAGGAGAAGACCUGGGGCCCCUACAAGCCACCACCUACGCACACCACCACCACCACAACGACCACCACUAUGCGAACCCUAAGCUACAAGCCCGGCUUCAAUCCCAGCCGGGAUCCCAACAGGGAGCGGGAAAGGGACCUAAGGCGAGAGCGAGAACAGGCCGCUCGAAGACGAGCGGAACAGGAGCGAGCUGAACAAGAGCGAGCGGAGCAGGACCAGCGUCAGCGGGAGAGGCAGCGCAGGCUGGAGUGGGAGAGGGAAAGGGAGCGCCAGAACCGACAGAGGCAGGUGCAGCUGGAGCGAGAGCAGCGUGAACGAGAGCGUAACAAGAGCCGAGAGCGCCUAACCACCACGACCACGGUGAGACCCACUGCCAGGCCGUAUCCAAACGGUGGACACCGAUCCCAGGGCAGCCACCACAAGCCGCGGAAACCCAAGCCAGACAGCUGCAUGACCUACUACGAUGCCAUUUCCAUGAUCCGCGGGGAACUGUUCAUCUUCCGGGGACCCUUCCUUUGGCGCAUUGGAGCAAACGGCCUGUAUCGUGGCUAUCCCACAGAGACCCGAAGACACUGGGCUGCUCUGCCCGAGAACUUUACCAAGGUGGAUGCGGUCUACGAAAACAAACAGCGGCAGAUAGUGUUCUUUAUAGGUCGUCAGUAUUAUGUGUUCAACUCGGUGACUCUGGCUCCUGGCUACCCCAAGCCCUUGGUCAGCCUGGGCCUGCCUCCCACUCUCAACCACAUCGAUGCCUCUUUCGUGUGGGGUCACAACAAUCAGACUUAUUUGACCAGCGGCACUCUCUACUGGCGCAUUGACGACUACACCGGCCAGGUGGAGCAGGACUAUCCGCGGGACAUGAGCAUCUGGUCGGGAGUGGGCUAUAACAUCGAUGAUGCCUUCCAGUACAGCGACGGCAAGACGUACUUCUUCAAGAACCUGGGCUACUGGGAAUUCAACGAUGACCUCAUGAAGGUGGCCCAUGCCAGGGCAAAGUUGUCCUCCCGCAAGUGGAUGCAGUGUGCCCGAAGUGCCAACGAGGUGGAUGAUGAGGAGCGUUGGACAGCGCCAUUGGUUUCCGGGGAGAACGAUUCAGCGGAACGGAGUGCGGCAACCAGAGAGCAGGGAAUCAGUCUGUUCCUGCUGUGGUUGACCCUUUUCUCGGUCACCUUUUGGCGCAGUUAAGAUCGGAUUAAGGGUUUAGGCUUAGGAAUCCUUAGCAUUUAAGCGCCAUGGUUCGCCUCAUUCGGAUCCCUCAUUUUACAUAACAAAAAAUCGAUAGAUUAAGAAGAAAUAGAAAGGAUCUGCUAUGGAUUUUAAUGAUAUAUUAUUUAUAACCAGAGCAGAUCUUUUAGUAACUUUAUAGCAGAGCGCAACUGUGUGACAGUCUGGCGCUUGAUAGCCCCCAAGACGACACCGAGCGGCCUUCUCUUAGUUUUUAAGGCCAAAUAAAUCAACAUUUAAGUGAGAGUCCCCUCGAGGAAGGACUCUAAGACUCGAUUUAUUCAUGGACACUUGCCAAUUGUGCAUACUGGCGCCGUCUGUUGGACAUAUAGCAGGGCUGUUUUACCAGAUCUAUAAACAAUAUAAAUAUAUAUAUAAGAAAUAAAAGCAGAUUUAUACCAUUACUAUUAGCCUGCAUAAAUGUAGCAAUAAAUAAUGUCUUAAGUAUACAGAAAUUGCCGAAAUUCCACGAUGAAAUUCGGAACCGCAACUGCCUUAUAAAUAAGUAAUAGUAUUGCUUUUUAUUGACGAACAUAACCGUGUCUUAGCUGUGAGCGUUCCAACCGUUUGCUCCUCCUUUAUUAUUUUGUUUUUGACGAACCUUUCUAAUUAUUUAUAUAUGUAUAUGUAAAUGUGAUAUUAUCAUAAAUUCUGAGCGAUUGUAAACGAAAGAAAAACAACCCAGCAAAAAGCGAAAAACAAAACAUUUCGGUUAGCUUUUUUUUUAGUUUAAUUUACUUAAGAUACUCGAGCUGUAAACCAUCUUUUGAUAUGCAUUUUUAUCGAAAUAAAAUUUUACAGAUAAAUAAAAUAAAAAAAAACGAUUACUUUCGUCACAAAA